GUAGGUUUUCUUUCGAUUAAUGGUGGACACUUUAGGCCACCUGGAUUUAGCUUCAAACAGCUGUAUGUUGGUACUACGCUAAAGUUAUUUCGAUUUAUUAAACCAUUUAUUUUGUUUAGCAUUUACUGAAAUAUGCCUUAUUUUCGGACAUGGGAAGAGUUUGCCCGGGCGGCUGAAAAAUUAUAUUUGACGGACCCGAUGAAGGUCAGAGUGGUACUAAAAUAUCGGCACUGCGACGGAAAUCUCUGUAUGAAAGUGACAGAUGAUGCUGUGUCUUUACAGUACAAGACCGACCAGGCCCAAGAUGUGAAGAAGAUUGAGAAACUGCAUGGGAAAUUGAUGAGAUUAAUGGUCUCCAAAGAAUCUCACAGUGGAGCUAUGGAAACAGACUGAAUCGAUCCAUGGACAUUUCAAUGUUGAACAGUUGUUUUUGACACAAUCUGAAGGCUUAACAUUUUUAAGACUCGCAGAUCAACAAGUAAAAGGAGAAGUUUGGUUGAAGUUUAUUGACUGUUGACCCAAGAUGACACACUUUGGAAAGAGCAGGCUCCAGGGACUUCCCACAUGCUUCUGAUAUUUGUGUUCAUGAUGAGGUCGGAUCAAAUAGAAAUUGCUCUACAGUUAUUUUAGUAUUAUUUUAUUUGCAAUGACUAUUAUUUCAUGUUUGGAGAAAAAAAGUUUUGUUUGCAUUGAUAUCAUGGCAUUUUGAAAAGAGACCUUUUAAUUUCUUCAAAGCAGAUUAUAAUGAAAGCUCAACCUAAAGUUUGUAUGUCAAUGCAAGAUGUACAGUAACUCUAAAUAAAUGGUUUUUUUGUUCCAUAAAGUUCUCGGAGCCUUUAACGAAUGCUUUUAAAAUGUUAUUUUUUAUCUGAAUUUUUAAUGUCUUGAUAAUGACAAUAUAUAUGUAGUUAACCUUGUUUAAGGAAAACAGUCCUCCGGUAGACAAUUCCCCAGUUAUUUAAGAUCAAAACAACAAAAGCGUUUGAAGAGUUUGGUGCAAAAUCAGAUAACUGUUUAAUUUUUUUUAAUCAAAAAUAAUUUUUUAUUAUGUUAUGUUUUUAUUGUGGUUUAUCGUGUUAGUUAGCUGUGUUUUUGUGUUAUGGCUUAAAUCAAAACAAACCAACCGCAAUUUGAUUGAUAUUAAUUGGAAUGCACAAUAAAAAAAACAUGAUUUUUGAGUUAUCUCUUUUUGGAACCAAACUCUUCAUUUUAACUUAACUAAACACAAAGUUUAUCUUCAGUUUAACACAUGGAGAUGAUGUGUUGAUGUUUGUUGACUGUAUUUAAAAGUCAAGAUUCUGCUUGGUUUAAAAAGGCUAGUGAAUAAGUGUGUUUUGA
Molecule: messenger RNA, 1338 nt
Organism: Triplophysa rosa
Lineage: Eukaryota; Metazoa; Chordata; Actinopteri; Cypriniformes; Nemacheilidae
Gene: srp9
Product: signal recognition particle 9
Exons: 3
Coding region: 133-393 (86 amino acids)
Biological process (GO): SRP-dependent cotranslational protein targeting to membrane; negative regulation of translational elongation
Cellular component (GO): signal recognition particle, endoplasmic reticulum targeting
Molecular function (GO): 7S RNA binding
Source: RefSeq, a predicted model, not a curated record